AUGGCUGCCAACGCUUCACCUUCUGAGCAACACCCAACUUCGGAGCAGGAGUAUGAAGAAGUGCUGGCUCGGCUGAAUUCCUUGAUUCGGACGAAAAGGAGGGCAGAUGGCGGCUCAUGGGAAGAGGCUGCGGCUAAGAUGCCAUCGCUCUUGCGAACUAUCGGCCUGCGUGAGGACGACCUAGACAGGCUGAGAGUAGUGCAUGUUGCAGGCACCAAAGGGAAGGGGUCGACUUGCGCAAUGGUGGAGAACAUCCUCAGGGCUUGUGGCUAUCGGACGGGGCUCUUCACCUCUCCCCACAUGUGCGAUUUCAGGGAGCGGAUACGCUUGGACGGCCUCAAAGUCAGCAAGGCAAGGUUGGUGCAGUCCUUCAGGCAUUGCUACGAGAUGCUGGAGCGGUCUGGGGAGCUAUCCAUGGCGGGUUUCUUCAGGUUUGCCACGCUUCUUGCGCUGAAGACGUUCGUUGUUGAGGGCGUGGAUGUGGUCAUACUGGAGGUGGGCUUGGGUGGCAGGCUGGAUGCCACCAACGCCAUCCCUCAUCCUGUUGUUUGUGGCGUCACAUCUUUGGGAUAUGACCACAUGGAAUUUCUGGGAAACACCCUGUUCGAAAUCGCCACGGAGAAGGCGGGAAUUUUCAAGGUGGGCUCUCCAGCGCUGACAGUGUCACAGGAGCCGGAGGCAAUGCGUGCCCUUGAGCGCCGGGCUGAGGAGCUGGGGGUAAGCCUUCAGACGGUGCGACCGAUUGACUCAUUUCAAGGGGGCAGCGAUGACCAGUGUGGGGGCCAGUUCCCCAGCAAUUAUCAAAGGGUGAAUGCAGCUCUGGCAGUGGCACUUGCCACUCAGUGGGAGCUCAGGACGGCUGAUGAGGUCGGUAGCAAGAAUGCCAAAGAGCGGUUGGCCUUGCUUGAGAGCAACACCUUGCCCAGGGAAUACAUUGAAGGGCUUCGAGAGUUUCAAUGGCCAGGACGGGCACAAAUCAUCGAGGAUGGCCACAAUCCAAGCACAGCAGGAGACAGCGAUGCAAAAUGUGGCGAAAGCAAGGGGUUGACAUUCUACCUGGAUGGGGCACACACACCAGAGAGCCUCUCAGCUUGUGCUGAAUGGUUCGCCGAUCAGGCAGGGCAGGCAAAUGCACGUGAACGAGGCGAACAAGAGAGACAGGGGGAGUGCUCAGAAAACAUUCUUCUAUUCAAUUGCAUGAGCGAACGUGACCCAAAAGUGCUCCUUGGGUCGCUGAACAAUGUGCUUUUGCAAAAGGGCAUUCCCAUACAUCGAGCAUUGUUUGUUCCACCUGAGUCCAACAAGUCAUCAAUGAUACGCACUGUGUGCUCAAGCUCCGUUGAUCUCUCCUGGCAAAGAGAGCAAUGCAGGGAAUGGCAGAGGUUGAGGGCACACGUCCAGCCCACCAUUGUGCGUCCCAAAUUCGAUGGUUCCAUCCCAGUGGCAGCUGGGUGUCCUUUUCCAGAUUCUCGAAGGGGAGCUGUGGUGCCCACAUUGCGGUCAGCAUUACAAUGGAUAAGGACAGCGCCCAAGCUCUAUUCUGGAAUAAGGUUUCGAGUCUUGGUGACAGGGUCCCUGUAUCUUGUGGGCGAUGUCCUCCAGCUGCUUGAUCGAGCCCCCAGGUGA
This is a messenger RNA of Ostreobium quekettii, 1626 nucleotides long. The record is from the annotation of a GenBank genome assembly. Lineage: Eukaryota; Viridiplantae; Chlorophyta; Ulvophyceae; Bryopsidales; Ostreobiaceae.